Sporothrix schenckii 1099-18 is the source of this 528-nucleotide messenger RNA. RefSeq lists its product as uncharacterized. The record is from RefSeq and is a predicted model, not a curated record. The transcript has a single exon. The coding region runs from base 1 to 528 and encodes 175 amino acids. NCBI's taxonomy places the organism in Eukaryota, Fungi, Ascomycota, Sordariomycetes, Ophiostomatales, Ophiostomataceae.
AUGGCCUGGUCGCUAGUGGAGGGACGUUGGAACCGAUGGAGUCGUGGUCUGGCGAGGAGACUGAUGAUCGUUAUUUCGCCACGGACAUCCCAGACGUUUCUGAGGAGCAAGUUGGAGCAUUUUGGAGUUGAGAAAGCGCGGGCCAGGACGCCCUACCCGUCGGUACUCACAAUAGUCGUGUCUGGCAACGGAGAAAAAGGAGUCUCCAGAGGACGACAGUACGCUCAAACGGGUUACAGACGCGAGGGAUGGGGAUGGACAUGGCCGUUGUUUGUCAGAACAUGUCUCAUUCAGAGAAGUCGUGCUCCUGCCAAAAGAAACUCAUUUUGGGCAGAAGCGGACCGUGGUGUUCGUUGGUUCUUUCCUCGCCUCUCCGCUCUUUCCCUCGCGGUGCACUCUCCCUGGCGGGCGUCCGCCGGCAAGCACCCGCCGCCGCCCGCCUCUUUCCUCCCUUGCGUCCUCCAGAACAGAGAGCACGCGGAUCAACGACACGACAACACCACCGUCAAUAACGCACAAGCACUCUGA